Molecule: messenger RNA, 1214 nt
Organism: Blepharisma stoltei
Lineage: Eukaryota; Ciliophora; Heterotrichea; Heterotrichida; Blepharismidae
Source: the annotation of a GenBank genome assembly
AUGAUGAGAGGUGAAGAUGACUACGACUAUCUCUUUAAAAUUGUCCUCAUCGGUGACUCAGGUGUCGGCAAAUCCAAUCUUCUCUCAAGGUUUACCAAGAACGAGUUUAAUUUAGAAUCCAAAACUACAAUAGGUGUCGAGUUCGCUCAAAAAAGUAUUAUAAUUGAUGGAAAAACGAUAAAAGCACAAAUUUGGGAUACAGCUGGCCAAGAGCGUUAUAGAGCUAUCACAUCUGCGUAUUAUCGUGGAGCUGUUGGAGCUUUGUUAGUUUAUGAUGUAUGCAAGCCUACGUCAUUUGAAAAUGUGGAAAGAUGGCUUAAAGAGAUUUUAAUCUCAAUUAAUAGGACUUUUUGGUUUUUCAGUCACCAAAGACUUUUGUAGAUUCAUUUUCUUUGCAGCAUUCCUGUAGGUUUCUCUUUGGUGGAAAUAUUUCACCUGACAAGUUGGUUCGAGUAUCGAGGACGCCUUCUCCUUGCCUUUCGACUGCAGUGUUGAGUGGGCAGACUAUGGACUUCUGUGGCCUGCUAUGACACUAAGUGCAAGUUUUCCUCCACAAUCAAAAAAAUGGAAUUUCUAGUCAACCCUCAUCUUUUGUGAAAGCCUUAAGUCCAAGGCGUAACCCUAGUUUCAUGCUGCAGAAUUGCUCGAUAGGUCUAGGUAUUGUCUGUAGGGUUUGCUGAGCUUCCCUUGUUCCAUCUUCCCACGAGAUAAAAAUUCAUCUCUAAAGCGGUUAGGGCUAGUCUCCACAUAACUGUAAUUGCUUCCCUGCCAUUUCUGAGAUGUAAAACCUUGCUAAUAUAAUUAAAUAUGUGCUCGAGGCUGCAUAGCCUCCCAUCAUGCCCAAGCUGAGACGCCAUAUUUAAUUAUAGCUUAAAGAACUCAAAGACCAUGCAGAUUCUCAAACCGUAGUUAUGCUUGUAGGGAAUAAAACUGAUUUAAAACAUCUUAGAGCUGUCAGGACUGAAGAAGGGGCAGGCUAUUCUCAGAAACAUAAUUUGGCUUUUAUUGAGACUUCUGCUAUGGAUGCUACUAAUGUGAGUUUAGCUUUUGAAAGGAUUUUGAACGAAAUUUACCAAUUAACGAUUAGAAAUGUAAUUGGCAUCAAAAGGAGUCUGCAAAGCUCAAUUGGCCCCACAAGACGUAUCGACCUAAAUGAAGAAAAAGUUUCCUUUGGCAGAGCACCCAGAGUAGAACAACCCAAAUGCUGCCAAUAA